AUGACUAGUCUGAGAAAAAGAUUUGUAGCAGGUAAAGUAGAGGAAAGCAGUUUUGAUUAUAUUGGAUUUAGAGUCAUACAACAAUCCAGAGAAAUUUGCCUAGACCAAUGUAAGUAUGUAGGAAAUAUAAAGAGUCAAAAUUUAGAUUCAAAACGGCUCCAACACAAAGAAGAUAUACUUACAGCUGAAGAACAGUCAAUCUAUAGACAAAUUAUUGGUCAGAUAAACUGGGCUGUACAGGGAACUAGACCAGACAUGGCAUUUGAACUUAUAGAUUUAAGUACCAAAUUAAAGCAAGCAACCGUUGGUGAUUUGUUAAGGGCAGUAAAAGUAGUCAACAGACUGAAAGAUGUAAGAUCUUUCCUUUCAUUCCCAAGACUUAGCAGCAAUGUCAGUGAUUGGAGAAUUGUGGUGUUCACAGAUGCCUCUCUAUGUAACAUCAAUGAUGGGACUGGAAGUACUGCGGCUUUUGUUAUAUGGUUAGCUGACACACAGGGAAGAUGUUGCCCAUUAGAUUGGCAUACAAACAAGAUUAAACGAGUUGUUCGAUCGACAAUUGCUGCUGAAGCGCUAAGUUUACAAGAAGAACUUGAAAGUGGCUAUUACUACAGACAAAUGCUGGAGGACAUUAUGAAGCUUCAACGUAAAACUAUACCAAUAAUAGCUUAUGUGGACAAUAAGAGUGUCAUUGAUGCUGUGCAUUCCACCAAGUUAGUUGAUGACAAGCGUCUGCGGGUCGACAUAGCAGCCAUUAGUGAAUCCCUGUCCAGAAGAGAAGUUAAUGAGAUACGGUGGUGCCCGGGAAAACAUCAUCUCGCCGACUGCAUGACCAAACGAGGAGCUUCUGGCUACAGUCUGCUGGAAGUAUUCCAUGGAGGGCGAUUUUUAGAAGAAUUUAAGAUAUAG
Molecule: messenger RNA, 906 nt
Organism: Mercenaria mercenaria
Lineage: Eukaryota; Metazoa; Mollusca; Bivalvia; Venerida; Veneridae
Exons: 1
Coding region: 1-906 (301 amino acids)
Molecular function (GO): nucleic acid binding
Source: RefSeq, a predicted model, not a curated record